Molecule: messenger RNA, 2718 nt
Organism: Lodderomyces pseudojiufengensis
Lineage: Eukaryota; Fungi; Ascomycota; Pichiomycetes; Serinales; Debaryomycetaceae
Exons: 1
Coding region: 1-2718 (905 amino acids)
Source: RefSeq, a predicted model, not a curated record
AUGCAAUGGACUUACACUAUCCUGAUACUUUACAUAAUCCAUGCAUUAUUAGCUCAAUAUACCAAUCAAUUUCAAAAGAUAUCGAUCAAAAAUGACUCCAACUCAUCUUCUAUAAAUGCGCAAGGGCUUUUGGGAAUUACGAACCUCUUGGGAGACAAGUAUUGGACAGAUAAAUCAUGUUCCUCUUCUUCAUCAGAUUCAAGUUCAGAUAAAGAAAAUGAAUCCGAUUGCCAAAACAAUGAUUGGUGUGAAAGUAUAAUUCGAAUUGACAAUAAUUCAAAAUGUAAAACUGAUCGUGCAAGUGAUGAAGACAAACACGAAUUGAAUUCAAUCAAAUCACAUUCGAAAACAAUAAAAAGGUCUAAUGAAGAUCAAAGUAUAGUUGAUUCUCAAUUUUCACAAGAUGAAAUGGACUUAUUAAACACCAAAAACAAAAUUGAUGAAUGGAAAAAUAAAGUUAACUCUAAAAAGACAUUUGUUUCUGGUAAAAAAUUGAUCAACACUGAUAAUUUCAAAUUUAGAUUUAACUGGAGCCCAAAAUUUCCAAAGAGUAAGUUCCUUGACAAAUUAUUGAGAAGUACAGAUAACAGGAAAGACUCUAGUAUUGAUGAAAGUGGAGAUUCUAAUGAUUCUAAUGAUGAUGAUGAUGAUGAAUUUGACAGUUCCGAUGAAUUCAGUAAUACAAAAUUGGUCAAGUCUAGCAAGUCUACCUUCACAUCAAGUGAACAAAAUUUUCUUGAAGACUAUUUCCCAACUUCAAUAUGGAAUCCUUUUAUCAUUACUAGCAUUAUUACCGUGACCAAGGUUUUGACAAUUUCACCAACCACAACCGUGCAUCAUGAAUUAGCGGUCCCAACUAAAAUUUAUACAGACUCCGAUAGUGGAAAAACGGAAGCACCAGAUGUAGCAAGUUCAAGAAUAACGUCCACCGAGUUUACAACUCCAAGUACCUCCUCGUUUAUAAGAUCUUACCUUCCCAAUGGAGUCGAUGAAGCCCCUGUCAAAUCAACAGUCAGUUUACCGAUUGUUUCCAAAGUCAAAAGCAGCUCAUUCAUUAAUCCAACAAAAGUGUUAUCAGAUUUCAAUUCCUUAAACACUCCUGCAUUUGAAAUACCAACUCCAACCAUUACAGAGCCAAUUGAUUCACAUACAACAUUGAAAAGCAUUCGCAGCGAUACACAUCUCCCCAAAUCCAGACCCACAAUUCAUCCUAAACAAUUGUUAUCAAGAAUCAACUCUAUGUUGAUCAAUACCAAAAGUGAUUUAUAUUCAACCAGCUCAAGUACUCCACCUAAAACGACAAAAAGAAUCGAAGUCACAACUUAUCAUUCAUUCCCAACAGAUUUCGAACGGGCAAACUCGAUAAUUUUAACUACCUCUCCGACGGAUGAAUUUUCCACAAAAGUUCAAAAAGGCUCGACUGCAGAAAUAACUUACUCCAUUGUUAUAACCAAUUCCAAUUUUCCCCGUCCAGUAUUCAAGUCAAAAACGACUUCGUACGAGAACGUGCCUUUAAUUGAAAAGGAAAAAUCACACGAAAUACCAUCAAAUGCUGAUUUAAAGUUAGAUUCUUCAUUUAUUACAAGCCCAAACUCUGGGUCAAAAUAUGACAGCAAAAUCGUUGAUGGCUCCUAUGGUAAAAUAUUAACACCAAAAUCAUAUCAAACACUUACCACUCAUGAAGCUCAGUCUCGAUGGAGCAAUGAAUAUGAAAUAGCAGUUCCAGCUUCUCCCGAACCACUUCCAACUGAGUUCGUGUCAUUGAGGUCAGAUUUCAAUAUCACACCAACAGCAGAAUCUCAAGUAUCAAUUCCAGAAGCUCAGAUUUUAUCUUCCUCCACAGUUCAAGAUAUUUCAAAUAAUGAACCAAAAGGUAUACCGAGUAGCACAAUAGAUAUUAAUUCUUCACCAAGCCAAAUCACUGAACCAACCAACGAUAAUGAACCAUUUGUAGAAUCAGUCCCAAAUACAACUGAACAAGAUUAUUUUCAAAAAUGGAAGAGCAAGUUGGAAAAGUAUUUGAUACCUACAGUACAAACAAAAUCUUCCAAACAUGACAACGAAGGUUCAAAUACAAAAACUUGUGAAACAAAGUCAAUUCAAUUGAUUGAAGCGGAUGAUGGACAUUUGAUAAUUGGGAAAGCUAGUAAAAUUCCAUUAGCUCCAGUAACGUCCGUAAUUACAACAACAGCAGCUGCCUCAUCUUCGAUCUAUUCCUCGUCCCCAUCUUUAAUUUAUUCCACAUUUUCAUCCUUAGACAUAGAUUCUGAUUCUGAAUUAAUGAGUAUUUUACCAAUAUUAGGAACCACUGUCGUAUUAAGCGAAACCACUGUCGUGCUAAGUCAAACUUCUUUCCCCACGAUUAGAAAUAAAACUUCUAAAAGCAGAUUUAAAUCAAAAAUCAAAAUGAAAAGUCUGAACCAAUUAAAUAAUCAUACUUUUGCUUCCACAUUGGAUUCCAUAAGUCUUUCAACGCCUCCCCACACUAAGUUUGAAUUGUCGACCAACUUGAUAUCACCGGUUUCAAAAAUUACAACAGCUGAAAUUCGAAAUGUUACGUUUGAUACAAAUGAAGCUGAUGCAUAUUCUUUCACAGGUGUCGUUUUACCUAAAAAUCAGUUUACUUGGAAAUCUAUGUCUUCAAUACCUUCAAAUUCCAAGGAUUACAUUAUCGGGAUUUUGAUCAUGUCAAUCACCGGAUUAAUCUUAUUACUAUGA